GUCUUAAGAAUGAAGCACUGGACCCUCGCUGUAUUUUUGGUGGCUUCUGCUCUGAUGGGACUAAGCCAAGCUUAUUCCUCUUGCAGUGCGGACGGAGGAGCUCAUUGCGUACUUCCGAAAAAUUGCAAGAUGACGUUCAUUUAUCGCAUUUCUCCGAAUAUGGGGUGCCCAGAUUCUCUUGUUUGCUGCGAUGUUAAAAGCCUCAAUCUGCCUUGUGGACCAGAUGGAACACACCAAUGCGUCCCUCAAGACUUGUCCCUAACACCUUUCCAAUACAAGUCUUACUCAGAAUGCCCGACAAACUUUAUUUGCAGCCCGCCUAAAGAGAAAAUUCCCCUGGUCUUUUAUGAACCAUUGCGUUAAAUGUUUAAAAUAAAACUUUAAAAAAUCGUAAUUGUAUAUCCGUUUGCUAUUAAAAUUUGUUACAAAGCGGAAAAACCUUAGCAUUAAAUUAGUCAGAUCUUAAAACAAAUUAAAUCAA
Molecule: messenger RNA, 481 nt
Organism: Drosophila santomea
Lineage: Eukaryota; Metazoa; Arthropoda; Insecta; Diptera; Drosophilidae
Exons: 3
Coding region: 10-363 (117 amino acids)
Source: RefSeq, a predicted model, not a curated record